Molecule: messenger RNA, 900 nt
Organism: Fusarium redolens
Lineage: Eukaryota; Fungi; Ascomycota; Sordariomycetes; Hypocreales; Nectriaceae
Exons: 2
Coding region: 111-695 (194 amino acids)
Source: RefSeq, a predicted model, not a curated record
AAAAUUAAUCUGACUUCACUCUGACUCUGUGGCUCUUUGAGGCAGGGACUCUGUGGGGAGGAAGAUCUUUGAGGCUGAGAAAGAAACGUUCUUAGAAUAUCUUGGGAUCGAUGCUCAGCCCAGCAUCUGGAAUGGAAGGACGGGAAAAAGCAAAAAAACACUUUGCUUGUGAAGGGACGGGAUCCACAAGCGCGUGGCGCCGCAGUUUGGCUUGUGGGUAUGCGAAGUAUAUCUCAACGUAUACAUACUUGCACAUGUCGGCAAUGCUCCUUUUACUCUGUGAGCUUGUGUUGGGGAAGCUGAUAGCCAAUCUAUCGGAGAUGCAAACUAUCAAGGUUGCAAGAGCGAGACCAGAACUUAUUACGAGGAGGGACUUCAGACAUGCCCAGCACAAAUGUGCUCGUUCUCUUUUGGCGGCCUUCAUUUCACCGUCAUUGACGUCAAAUUGUUAUAAGAGGAUAAUAUUGCGAAGUUUUCGAAGCCAAGGCGCAGCGUCGAAAGCUGUCCACGAUAUGUGCUCUCAAGUCAGAGACGUUGUUUGUUCACUAACCUCACCCAGGCGUUUCAUGGUUGAUAAUUGUUUGGCACUUACACUUCGUUUCCUUUCUUUUCUCUUGUUUUUGCUUUUUCUAUCGAUCUCCCGUCUUGCCCGCCUCCAGAAACCGAUGUCGAUGAGGGGAGCCCUGCUAGCUUGACCACUUUUAUCGGCCCGUGGUCGCCCACAUCCAGAACGAGCAGGCAUUGACACACACAUCGUCAUCCCAAGAGAGAAGGACGUGAGAGGCGAGGAAACCUUAGAAAAAUUGGAGUUGGAUGGUCGAACCAACAUUCAGAUUGCAUCGUCAACCGCGGCGAGACUGAUAUGCAGCCCACCCACCCUCUGCAAGGAUGCCUUGUUUG